Molecule: messenger RNA, 3632 nt
Organism: Gastrolobium bilobum
Lineage: Eukaryota; Viridiplantae; Streptophyta; Magnoliopsida; Fabales; Fabaceae
Product: NAC domain-containing protein 62-like
Exons: 6
Coding region: 139-1698 (519 amino acids)
Biological process (GO): regulation of DNA-templated transcription
Molecular function (GO): DNA binding
Source: RefSeq, a predicted model, not a curated record
UCAAUGCCUUUGCAUUACAAAUUGAGGAGUGAAUUCCAUUUCCCAUGCCAAACCAUAACAAAACACUCACUUUCUUUCAUUCUUCCUUUGUUUCUCUUUGUUAUAUGCAAACUGCAAAGGCACAGUUGAACAAAAGUAAUGGGGAGCACAAUUCCCAUACUGGAAUUCAUGCCUGUAGGAUUCAGGUUCCGUCCAACAGAUGAAGAGCUUGUCGACCAUUACCUCAAACUUAAGUUGCAAGGUGAUGAUGUCGCUGUCCACAUCAUCCCUGACCUUGAUCUUUGUAAGGUGGAGCCUUGGGACGUACAUGCGUUUUCAGUGAUAAAGUCGGAUGAUCCAGAAUGGUUUUUCUUCAGUCCUCCAGAUUACAAGUAUUCAAACAGUAAAAGGUUUAAUAGGGCAACCAAGUGUGGUUUCUGGAAAGCCACUGGGAAUGACCGUAAAAUCAAGAAAAGGGGCACCAACAAUGUCAUUGGGACAAAGAAGACUCUUGUUUUCUAUGAAGGAAGACUUCCUUCUGUUGUCAAGACCAACUGGGUUAUUCAUGAAUAUCAUGCUACUACCUUUGAUGUUAGCCAGAGAAGUUUUGUUUUAUGUCGCUUGAUGAAGAAAGCUGAGAAAAAAGAUGGAGAAGGAACUGAUGCAUUGAUGCGUGAUGAAGGAGAGCCCAGUAGACUCAUGGCUUCUGACUGUGAAAAUCAAGCAACAGCUGAAGGAAAUGCAGAUGUAGGUACUUUGCCAGAAAUGAAAAUGGAAUCAAUCUUUCAGGCACCACUUCAGGCAGAGAACUUCCCCUCAACACAAAAGUCUCCAAUUGGCAUUGCGCAGGAAGCAUCGUUCCCAAACUCUCCAUGUCUGAAUGCCUAUUCUAGAAAUGAAAACAGCAGUGUGCAGACACCAUUUGAAACUGCUGAAGAGGAAGAUGAGUUCUUGAAUUCAAUUUUAGCUGAUGAAGAUUUUUUUAUCAUUGAAGAAAGGAGACAUGCUUUUGUAAAUGAAUCCACCCAAUCAGAGUCAUUGAGAAGGGUAUACUAUGAAAGCAGUGACACGGAUGCUGAAGUAGUCUCUGCACGGUAUGGCAAAAUUCUGGAUGCUUCAACGGUGUGUAAUGAACAUUCUACUUCAGGCGAACACCAUGCCUCAAAAAUGUUUAAAUCAUCACAUGGUGCUGUCCAUGGCGGCACACGUCUUCUAUCUUCUGACCAUGAAGCAAACAAAGAGAAAAAGGAGAGUAUCUUUCGAGAUGAUUGCUUCGGAGUGGGGACAUCCUCUUGUGACUCGACUGCAGAUAAACCUUUGGAGAUCAAUUGUAUUGAGAUUUCUAGUUCUCCUUCAACUCUAAGGAGAUGGAAAAAUCAUUAUUAUCCAAGACCAGACAACUUUACAUCACAAAGAGCUGCUACAAGAAGAUCUCAUCCUCAGAAGAAGGUUUCAAGCAGUGCAGCAUCCCAUCUUGAGGCUAAGAAGCAAUUGCCCAUUGUGGAAUCAGAAAAAGAUAAAAAAAAAGUUCAAAAUACUAGUUCAAGAGAGAAUUUAGCAUUCAGAAGCCAUCAAUCCUCUGAUGUCAAUGGAAUAGGUUCUUUUUUCCGCCUGGAGACACCAAGCCAAAGCCUAUUUCCACGCUCGGUAUAUCUUGCCAAUGUAGUUUUAGGGAUCUUGUUGUUAAUAGUCAUUAGUUGGGAAGCGUUAUCAUGUUAGGAGUGCAGUUAGUGCAUGUGAGGGGUACUAUGGUUCCUUUUCUCGUAGUGCUGCUACAAGGCAAGCUUUGUUUUAGGAAUUUCAUCGUUAUUAGAUAGGUAAGGUAUAUAGUUUACAUAGAUUUUGCACUGAUGCAAGCUUACUGCAUCUUUCUUAUCAUAAUGAAAUGUUUAUGCUCACUAUUUGUAGCUUUUUCCAUAGUCAUUAAUUUUGCAAUUGCAAUGUUGAUACCCUCUAUAAUUUAAAUAUAGAGUAAAUCCCUAAAUUGGUCCUCCAAAGACUAGUGUGUUACUGCAUUAGUCGUACAAAGAUUUUUGUCAACCAAAUUAGUUCCUCAAAGAUGCAAUAUAGUUUCAAAAUUUGUCCUCAUGUGUCGCCACUUUAGUUCUCCAUAAGGACAAAUGUGGUGACAUUUCAAAUCUUUGAAGGACUAAUUUGGCGAUACAACCUUUGAAGGGUAAAUUUCAGGGUUUACUCGUUAAAUUUGUUAUGAUGUGAACUUUAAGGCUAAAUAAAUUUAUUUUGUUUCCUGAAUUUUGAACAAUUUUAUCAAGAUGAACUGUCUUAUAUGCAGCUAAUAUACUUGGUGGUUACUGAAAGCAGUGUUGAGUGAUAUAGAUAGACAAAAUAUAUGAAUAAGCCUAUGUUGGCCUUUCCUGAAAAUGUUAUAAUGUUCACAAUAUACUGGUAUGUGUGUCAGGUCAAUUGUUCAAUACCUUGUCAGCUUCAGAAACUUAUUUUCUUAUCCAAUAAAGGUGUGUCAGUAAAUCAUCACAAAAGUGAUUAAAAAUUAAAAUCAGUUUUGAGUUCUGGUAGAAAGAUACUCUUUUGUCCAGUAGCAAUCUUCAUGGCCAAUUUCUGAACGUGCCUAAAUAAAAAAUGUCAUUUAGUAGAACCAGUCCAAAAUCAUUAUUCAAAACAAGGAAAUAGGAAGCACAUAUGGGAAUUUAAGCCAUCCGAAGUUUCAUUUAUUUAAUGAACAUCUUAGGAUACACAAGUCUGAUACAAUCAGUCAAGCCAGCUAAAGUAGGCUGUACACUCUAUGCAACAUAGCACAGUGCCUGGCUAAGUGUGAACGGCUUCAAGGUUUUAGGAACAGCCACCAGAGUCUUUUUUUAGAUAGGGUCUUUUAUUCCAUUUAUCAAUGCUCUCAAGAACCAAAUAUAUUAGCUGGAGAAAGUUUAUGGUCAUAAAAUAGUUGACAAUUCAAGUAACAAAAGAGAUUAAUAUAACCAUAUGGUUUGUAGCAUAAUAUAUUUAAACUACACAGGGUAUGUGGAUUGCAAUUAUUGAAUUAAUGAUUAUAGAUAAAACUAUUACUUGCAGCUUUGAAUAUUUCGUUAUGAUAGGAAAGAUGCAGUAAGUUGCAUAAUUGUAAGACUAUGUGAAUUUUACCUUAUGUAUCUCAUCAUGAUGAAAUUGUUGAAACAGAAAAAGGUCCUGAAGCAGCUCUUCUCAGAUGAAGAGAAGACGUCCAGCCCCCUUAUCUUUCCUCACAAGAACAGAACUUCCAACACAUAAGCUUCCCAAAUACUACUAUACACGAAGGAAAUGGUGAUGACUAGCAGAAGAUUUGAAUACAAAAUGUGCAGAGCCUAUGUUGAAAAACUCAAUGGCUGUAUGGAGGACACUAGUUUUGGGGUGGGAGCAGAAAGCCUUCAGUUUUAAGGUGAAGAAUACAGUGAUCUCCCCCAGUUAACAAAGGAUUGUGGGAAGACAACUACUUUCAUUUUUAAUCAUCCUCAGUUGAACAUUGUUUUUUAGCAGCAAGGAUGCCUUAUUCUGGAAUAUUUAUGAGAAAUAUUAAAAUUUAUGGGAAAUAUAUGUAGAAGCCCAUAAAAAGCAUACCUGUAUUUUAAGGAUCCCAUUUUUUUUGUAUAUGGAAUCAACUAUGAUAAGAUUUUGAUGAUCCCUGUCCAAUUUUUUCAGGCAAG